GGUGGACUAGAUUGUAGAUGUCUGAUUUCUCAUCUUCCCACUGAUAAGUAUAUCGUUCGAACAUUGACUACAGUAGCAACUCCACACCGCGGCAGUCCAUUUAUGGAUUGGUGUCGGGAUAAUAUUGGAGUGGGCGAAAUUAGUCAAACGUUUGAAGGAGCUGCUAAAGUUGUAGAUGAUGCUUUAAAACAAAUGGCUGAGAAAACGCGUGACCGUAAGAACCCCAAUGAUUCAAGAUCUUCUCUAUCAGAAUCAAGGUCUCAUUCUCAAGCAGUAAAUCAAAAAGAUUCGUUUCCAGCAGAAUAUCCUCGUGAUACUAUUGUUAGUACAAAAUCGGAUAAAUCUGAAUCAUCUAAUGCUUCUAAUAAGAAAUCAUUCAGCAUACACCUUCCGAAUUUUAACCUUUCUCUUCCAAACAUUAACCUUUCAAAAAUUAACCUUCCAAACAAUAACCUUUCAAAUAUUAACCUUUCAAACAUUAACCUUUCAAAAAUUAACCUUUCAAACAUUAACCUUUCAAAAAUUAACCUUUCUAGCCUAUUUUCUAUUCCACAAGCAACAUAUACUAUUUUGCGCCCCGUCACUCAAUCUUUAAUUCACGCUGUUGAUACUCCUGCUUACAGUAAUCUCACUACUGAUUAUUGUGUUAACUAUUUUAAUAGGGUCACUCCUAAUGAUCCAUCAGUUGAAUACUAUUCAUAUGGUGCUUCUACAAAUGUUCCAUUUUGGUCACCUUUAUAUAUUCCUCAUCAGAUAAUUAAAGACAAAAAGGUCCUAAUGAUGGAUUGGUUAGUGUUAGAUCCGCUCAAUGGGGCAAAUAUUUUGGGACUGUAG
Dentiscutata erythropus is the source of this 834-nucleotide messenger RNA. The record is from the annotation of a GenBank genome assembly. Lineage: Eukaryota; Fungi; Glomeromycota; Glomeromycetes; Diversisporales; Gigasporaceae.